AUGACGUAUGAGAGCCUAGGUCCAGAACGAGGAGUUGAUUCAAUUAACGUUUAUAAGAGUCACAUCAAUGAUCUGUCAGUGAGUACUCAAGAAGCGUGCAGGGAUCUAUGUGACCAUGAUCAACAAUGCAAGGCUUUUGGAUUUUCGAAGGAUAUAUUCGGAGUCAGAUGUACCCUUUCGGAAGACAUCAAGACCUAUCGUAUUGAAGGCUGUGCAACAUGCUUUGUUUAUUUAAAGAAUUGUUCAGCAGACUGCAUUACAUACACCAUGUACAGUUCUGGUUAUAUUGGAACGAAGCAGUAUGCCAACUAUGACCCGUCAAAUUACACAGCAUGUCGGGAUCGGUGUUCAAACGAUGUAGUAUGUAAUGGCUUCAUACACAACUCUGUGACACAGGUCUGUAGACUGGUCGACUCAAGCAGUCCUGCAGUGUUUGCUGAAAACACCAAUUUCUCCUUCAGUCGAAAGGAAUGCGAUUUUGGCUGUAGUACAUACCUAGGAUACGGGAUAGGGUAUAUCUUACCCUUGGAAUCCUACUAUGACAUAAUGGACAUAAGGUCUGGUGACUGUGAGCAGAAAUGUAACAACAACUCCCUCUGUCGGGGGUUUGCCGUCAUUGACGAUUGGGAUAAAUGUGGAUUGUCUUUCUCAGCAAGAAAGCAAAAAUGGACUGAUUGUUCCACGUGUUCUGCUUACAUUAAACUCUGUUCUUCUUGUUAUGCUUACUCUAAACAGUGUCCAUUAGGAAAUUACUCAAUUGAAAAAUCAACGUGUCUGGCCACCACCUACGCUGUUUACAACGGGAGCUACGAGGCCUCGUCUAUUUACAGCAUCAUUACUGCUACAUCGUACACCGCCUGUCAAUCCAGAUGCAGUGCUGAUCAUUUCUGCCAUGGAUUCACCUUUAACCAUGUGACAGAGACGUGUAGCUUGUCAGAGAGUUUAUUGCCUCGGACUUCAAACUGUGCUGAGUGUUUCUUUUCUGCUAAAGAUUGUUCAAGCACAACCAACAGAUAUUCCCUGUCGUGUUCGUCAACAUUCACCAUUAUUGGACAGAAUUUGACGAUUUUUCCAUUGUUCACUACCCACAAUGACUCUGACUUUAUAAGGUGUCAACAACUCUGUGUAGACGACACUUCCUGUCUUUCCUUUUAUCACCGCUCAGUGAACAAUGAUUGUCAUUUGUCAAAGUCCAGUGUUCUCUUCCCUUCUGCUUGUCCGACAUGUGAAUAUUACAGGAGAAACUGUUUACCAGACUGUUCUUUGGUGACUUUUGUUCUGUUCGAACUUGGAUACACAAUGAUGACCAUAAAAAAUGAUCUUGCUGGUCAGAAUAUUUCAUUUGAAGAAUGCCAGCGUCGCUGUCAUUUGGACACAUAUUGCUUUGGAUGUGGAUACUAUUCGGAUACUAUCCGCUGUGUUUUAUCGGACUCAAGUGUUCCCGUCUGGUCGCCUUCUCAGCUAUCCAGUUCUUUUUCCCAGAAAGUUUGUUCACCAGAUUCCACAACUAAACCCACCUCAUUGCACCAACUAACAACUGGAAAAACUGAGCCGCAAACAACAGAUAUUUUUCAAGAACAACAAUCAACUGAAAUAUCUAGACAACAACAAACAACAGGAACGAUUAAGCAGCAAACAACAGAAAUCUCUGUACAACAAUCAACAGAUAUCUCUAGACAACAACAAACAACAGGAAUUUCUACACAACAAACAAUAGAAAUAUCUGUACAACCAGUACUUAAAACAACUGAACAAGGCCAGACAACAGAAAUUUCAUCACAACUAAUAACAACAAUACAACGUCCAACACCAGUUAACAGACAAAUAAUAACCAAUGGAUCAGUACAAUGUAUUUGUGUGUGUAAAGACACGGCCCAGUCACUUCAGGAGAAAUUGAGUCAAAGAAAGAACGAUUUAACCGUGAAUUCCAAGACCCUCUCCUCUAGGCUUAGGAAGCAGACGAGUGUAGCAGACUCUCGGCUGCUGUCUUGCGCAAUUGGUGCGGUAGGGGCGAUAAUACUGGGAGGUUUUGUAGCAUUGAUUGUUUUACCCGAUCUGUGUCAGAGUGUUUCUUAUGUAAUCAAGAUAUUUUAUGUGAAUUAG
Molecule: messenger RNA, 2103 nt
Organism: Saccostrea echinata
Lineage: Eukaryota; Metazoa; Mollusca; Bivalvia; Ostreida; Ostreidae
Exons: 7
Coding region: 1-2103 (700 amino acids)
Source: RefSeq, a predicted model, not a curated record